CUUCUCUCGGAUUGUCCCGUCAUAGCACGGAUCGGGACACAACCAUGGUUAGCCUACAAUAUGUUUACUCGCUGGCAGAUUUAGAAGUGACACUUCAAUUUACAACUACGACUACUCUUCAUUGUACAAAUUAUUCUUAAUAAUUGAGUGUAUGUGAGAACCACGUCUACUAGGGGUACCCAGACCCGGGAGAAUGAACUCAUUUUGGGGAAAUGCAACUCAUGGACUGGACCCUGACAACCGCAUGUUUACUGUGGAAGGUUGUCCUAGCGGGGAGUCGCCGUUCCCUGUUGAUCUGAGUCCCAGGAAACUACUUCACUUGGCAAAGGACGCGCGGUGCAGCAGCCGGCCACCCCCGGAGGGCGCAGGGUCCGUGACCGUCUCAGAGUCGGAGAGAAGGGAUGGAAAAGGAAGCUUUUGCCAACAAUGUCAAAUGAAUGUGACAGAGCUGAAGAGGCAAGCGCUGGCCUUGACAGACCCAAGUUCACUAAAGGACCCUGGCUACGCAGCCUUCGUCUUCGACCAGCUCCAAGUGCCUGGGAGCCAUGAUGGAUGCUGCCAGGUGUGUUCUACUCCCCUCCACCAGCUGAGGCAGGAGGCCCUGCAGACAGUAGGCGCCCCAGCCCUGAUCCUGAGCCACAACAUGCCCGCUUUGCCAUCCACCACCCUCACUGGGCAGCCCCAUAGACUGACACACUCUUCCUCCAGUGCCUAUGUGAGGCAGCCCUCCAAAGCCCACCCCCAUGCCCACAAUGUCCUGCCCCUAGGGGAGAGGGGGCGCCGGGAGCUGGGCUGUCUGCAGGGCUCCUCUGUCUCUGCUGGGCCCAAGUCCAGUGUCCAGGUGAUGGUUGGGGGAGGGCAGCUGACCGGGACCCUGGGAUCGGUCACCAUCCAGGCCCAGCAGUACCUGGAAGGCAUGUGGAGCAUCUCCAGAGUCAACAACUUCCUCCCUCAGUCCAGCCCGGCACAAGGUCUGAUGGAGGAGGCAGAGAGGGACAUCCCUGGCCCUACCAUGGCCCCUGUCCCCAGCUCCCGCUGUAACCUAACACCCAGCCGACAGAAUAGCCCCGUCCAGCUGGGACAGUGUGCCGUCGGCCCCCCUGGCCCCACCUCCACUCAGAGCGCAUCUGCGGCGGCCUCCUUCUUCAUCAGGGCAGCUCAGAAGCUGAACCUCUCGUCUAAGCGGAAGAAGCACCAGUCUCCCUCCCUGCUGCAUUCCGGAGCCCAGCAGCCCUCCAUCUACCCCACCAACUUCAGUGGCACCCUGCAGCUCUCACCGCCCCCCGCCCCACCAUGCCUGCUUCACGCCAUCUCAAAGGUCAAGGAGAACCCCGGGAUGGGAAAGGUGAAAGUGAUGAUGCGUAUCUGCCCCUCCCUGGAGGCUCCUGAUUCGUCCGAGUCCAUGUCCUUCCUGAAGGUGGACCCCAGGAAGAAGCAGUUGACCCUUUACGACCCCUCAGUCAACGACCACACCAAUUCAGGGCACAGGAGAGCCACCGUGGCCAUCCCAAAGAUCUUUGCUUUCGACGCAGUGUUUACCCAAGAUGCCUCUCAAGCGGAGGUGUGCUCAGGGACGGUGUCUGAGGUCAUCCAGUCCGUGGUGAAUGGUGCGGACGGCUGCAUCUUCUGCUUCGGCCACGUCAGGCUCGGCAAGACGUUCACCAUGAUUGGCAAAGACUGCUCCACCCAGAGCCUGGGCAUUGUGCCCUGCGCCAUCUCCUGGCUCUUCAAGCUCAUCAAUGAGCGCAAGGAAAAGACGGGCACGCGUUUCUCUGUCCGCGUGUCUGCCGUGGAGAUCUGUGGGAAGGACGAGGCUCUGAAGGACCUCCUGUCUGAGGUGUCCAUAGGAAGCCUGCAGGAUGGACAGUCCCCAGGGGUCUACCUGCGUGAGGACCCCAUCUGUGGCACUCAACUCCAGAACCAGAGCGAGCUCCGCGCCCCCACGGCAGAGAAGGCAGCCUUCUUCCUGGAUGCAGCCAUCGCAGCACGCAGCACCAGCAGGCCAGACACAGAUGAAGAGGAGAGACGCAACUCUCACAUGCUGUUCACACUGCACAUCUACCAGUACCGCAUGGAGAAGAGCGGCAAGGGAGGCAUGUCGGGCGGACGGAGCAGGCUGCACCUUAUAGACCUGGGGAGCUGUGAGAAGGUGCUAAGUAAGAGCAGAGACGGAGGGGGAGGCCCAUGUCUGUCUCUCACCGCACUGGGCAAUGUUAUCAUGGCUUUAGCCAAUGGAGCCAAGCAUGUACCUUACAGGGACAGCAAACUGACGAUGCUGCUGAGAGAGUCGCUGGGGAACAUUAACUGCAGAACCACCAUGAUCGCCCACAUCUCUGACUCCUCUGCUAACUACGCUGACUCCCUCACCACCAUCCAGCUGGCCUCACGCAUCCACCGCAUGAGGAAGAAGAAGUCCAAGUAUGCAUCCAGCUCCUCUGGAGGGGAGAGUUCCUGCGAGGAGGGGAGGAUCCGUCGGCCGCCCCACCUCAGACCCUUCCACCCCCGGACGGUAGCCCUGGACCCGGACUUGCCCUCCCUGCUCAGCGACCCAGACUACUCUUCCAGCAGCGAGCAAUCCUGCGACACCGUCAUCUACGUGGGUCCGGGCGGCGCCGCCAUCUCUGAUAGGGAGCUGAGUGACAACGAGGGCCCCCCUGCCUUCGUUCCAAUCAUCCCCUCUCUGAACAGGAAGCGUUCUGGGAAAGAGGGCCCCCUGGACAGAGACCACUUCUUCAUGUGCAACACGUUUGCUGAGCUGCAGGAACGCCUGGAAUGUAUUGACGGCAGCGAGGAGCCUACAGCGUUCGUUGGAGAGGGUAGGGGAAGUCAGGCUAGCCCACAGAUAGACAGCAAGGCAAAGGAAGGCCCUGGCUCAGCUUCCCUAAAGACUUUAACUAAAGCCUCCUUCUCCCAGGAGAAUAUCUCACCCAAACUUCCUCCUAAAUCUGUAGCCACUCCGCCAUCCAGCAGCCCCCAGGUAAGCCCCUCAAAGUCUAAACUGGAACAUUCCAGAGGGGUUUCAGAGAGCGUGUGCAGAACGAGUGCUGAUGGUGAGAAGGUGAUGAUGUCAGAGAGCCGGGCUAGCCCAAUCGAACAGGAUGUGGCCACGGUGCCAGCCUCUGAGCCAGUGGUGCGGGAGAAGGUCUACUUCAAUAAGAAGCCCUUGCCCAAGCCUGCUCCCCCUCCCCCACAGCAGAGAGACUCACGCAGAGGCAACGGAGAGGCAGAGGAGAGGUCCACCACUAGAAUGCCGCCCGUGGGAAUGAGCCAUCAGACUGGGAAACGGGGGGAGUCUGGUAGAGUCCAGACCAGGGGACCAGUAGAAGUGUGCCAGCUACGCUCCACCCUGAGAGAGAGGUGCCUGGACAGGGACAUCCUCCGGGCUACGGUGACCCUGCAGCAGCCUGUAGAGCUGAACGGAGAGGAUGAGUUGGUGUUCACUGUGGUGGAGGAGCUGUCCAUCGGCAGCAUCAUAGACAACGGUCGGCCCUCCAGCAUCAUCAGCUUCAACAGCGACUGCUCCCUGCAGGCCCUGGCCUCCGGCUCCCGGCCCGUCAGCAUCAUCAGCAGCAUCAACGAUGAGUUUGACGCCUACACGUCAGCUGUGGGGAGUGAAGUCAACAUUGAGGUGCACACCCCCUUACAGGAUGACGCAUUUGUGUGUGUGGGCAGCAGGGGCUCGUCCAUCAGCUCCUGGCUCAGUGAGGUCAGCGUCUGUACUCUGGAGAGUGAAGGGGCCCACUCGGCAGACGUCUUCCUCCCACAGACUAAGCACAUCGGCCCAGAAGGCACCUUGUAUCUGGAUUCCCUGGGUAUGUUUCACUGUGAAUCAUCCCCAAGGGACACCAAGAACUCCCUGAAUGACAGCGGCUUUAGCUUUUCUGAACUGGACAGUGACAGCACAGCGUCUAGCAAACUGUCCCUGACAAAGUGCCCUCCGUCUCCCGACUUAACCAAAGGAUCCCUCAGAUUCCCAUUCAAAACAGCGAAAGUGAACUUUAUCAGUUCCUCUUUACAACCCUCCCAGGGCCCUUACAUAGUCCACUCCAGUCUUCCCAGGAAAAUUAAACCUACCUCAUCCAUCACCCAUAGUAACAGCAACAGCAGCAGUCAUGAACCACAGAGACAGGAAGUCAAGCAGGAGGACCCCUGGCAGCGCAUUGACAACCACUAUGAACCUCAGCUCCCAGUCCCCAGUGCCACUGCCACAAGCAAGCUCCCCAGAACCCCAGUGAGUGGCAUUCCCUGCCGAAAAGCUGGUGUUUUCAACAGCAACAGCGUACCUCGCCAGCCCACGGUGCAGGGCUCUACCUCAGCCCAGAGGGUGGUGGACGGCUGUGAGAAGUCGCCCAGCAAGAAAGCAGGGUCCCCCAGCAAGAUGCCUCAGCUCAGACGAGGGGCCACCACCCUAGGCACUGUGCCUGUCAUCCAUGCCUCCCCGGAGACCAAGGUCACCACCCAGGACAUCACAGCUACAACCAACAGUCUCAAGUUUUCCUCUCUGGGGAAAAAUGGGAAGACCAAUGGGCAGAAAGCCAGCAUGCUCCCCAAACCUGGUGGUAACUCACCUCCCCUCCCCCCAGUGCGCAAAUCCAGUCUGGAUCAGAAGAACAAGACCCUGCUGCACCAAAGUGCCUUAAAGUCUGCGUAUGGAGAAGCAGGGAGGUCCUUACUCACCAGGGGGACAGUGUCAGAGGAUGAGCUAGAGGUCCGCUGCAGAGGAGACUCCAACAGCCUCAAAACAUCCAGCCUCAAGGGUGACUACACCUCGGCCAAAGCCACAUCCAGCCUGAAGGCCAGAGGGGAUGCUGGACAGAAGCAUUACAGCAGUCAGACGUCUCUGGAGAGAUGUGACAGCAUGUCCAUGGUGGGCUCCAAACCCACCCUCAGCCGAGAGAACAGUGGGGCCAGCCUGGGCAGCAGCAUAUCCAGCAGGCCAAUUCCCAGAUUUGGUUUACCCAUCUCAAGCAGCUCUGCCAUUGCUACCUCCCCACCUUCCCCACGUUGCACCACAGGUGCUCUAGGUAAACCUGGGCAGGUCAAAGGUAGUGUUAACCCCAGAGCGUUAGGAGCGGUCAAUGGAAGUAAGGCCCGUUUAUUGUCAGCGAGCAACUCUAAAGGCCUGAACUCCUCCACCAAGUCCCUGGCAGCUCCAGCCACCAGGAACAUAAAUGCCAACCUCCCCCCAACUGGUAAGACCUCUGCCCCUCGGGCCACCGCAGCCGUCAACAGCAAGCCUGGCCGGGGCACCAUCAUGGGCACCAGGCAGGCCAUGCGGGCAGCCAACAGCCGGGUCAGUGAACUGGCAUCAGGCAGCACAUCAGGCAAACACCUGAGGGGCUCAGGGGACUCUGAUAGUGGUAAUGACAGUGGGGUGAACCUGAGUGAUGACAAGUCCCCUGUGGCCAUGCUGCCCUCCCCCUACAGUAAGAUCACAGCCCCCAGGAGGCCGCAGCGCUACAGCAGUGGACACGGCAGUGACAACAGCAGUGUUCUGAGUGGAGAGUUGCCCCCAGCCAUGGGCCGAACAGCCCUCUUCUACCACAGCGGGGGCAGCAGUGGUUAUGAGAGCAUGAUCCGUGACAGUGAGGCCACAGGCAGUGCAUCCUCUGCACACGACUCCAUGAGCGAGAGUGGGAUGUCUUCCUCAGGCCGCCCCAGGACCUCAAAGUCCCCGAAGAAACGCAAUGGGCUCCAGCGACGGCGACUCAUCCCGGCCCCCCUGCCAGACACCUCAUCCCUGGGGAAGAAGACUGGCACAGCUGGCCAGUGGGUGGAUCUGCCGCCCAUGUCAGGAGCACUAAAGGAGCCCUUUGAGAUUAAGGUGUAUGAGAUUGAUGAUGUGGAACGGCUCCAGAGGAGGCGUCAGGAGGACUCAGCCGAGCCAUUCCUAGAUGUUGAGAAGGGGCUGCUGUACUUCAACAGUAAGCUGAAGGUUCUGGAGCGGCGGCAGCAGCAGAUCAGGGAGCUGAAGGUUAAACACGAGACACUGAAGGAAGAGCUAGAGGACACCAAGACCCGGUUGAUGAUGGACCCUUGCAAGUGGAUAGGAGAGUUUGAGGUGGACCAGGAUUUGGACAAGGAGUCCCAGGAGUACCUGGAGGCCCUGAGUCAGGUCACAGAGGAGCUGGAUUUCUGUGUCAACAUAUGCAAGUCACGUGUCAUGAUGGUGACGUGCUUCGACAUCAGUGUGGCAUCACUGCCUGACACUCAAGAGGGACUUCGAGAAGUGGAAGUCUGAGAAGGUGCGAAAUGAGAGAUGGAGAAUCCAGAAAGUGAGAAAGGAAUGAUGAUGAAAUGUAGCAGCCAGUUCAUAUUGCUGGAAUGAAGUGACAAGAAAAACUAAAAGACAAAAGAUGAGACAAACAGGAUGAGGGUCUUUGCAUGAAGACAGAGGAGAUCUGAACCGACUUAUCUACAGUGCCUCGUUGUUCUGGACAUGUUCUUGUUGGAAUGGGAGAGAAACGUGUGCACAGACAACAACGGUGUCUGUGUUUCCUGCAUGAUGAGAGAGAGGCCAUCAUUUACCCAAGAGUCAUUCAACGACAACCAGAAGUGCCUUUUUCACUCAACUUAUUUUGAGUCAUAAUUUUUUGUAUGGUGCUAGUAUCAUAACCAGCAUACCUAAGCAAACCCUGAACAUAUUCCUUUUAAGAAAUAAUAAUUUUAUAUUGCAUUGUAUAGUGUAUUUAUAUGAUUAUGUGUGUAAAAAUAUAAUUUGUAGGUAAAAAAAAAUGUAAGAAGAAAAAGGAAGAGCAAUAAGCUAAUGUUAUUGCGUUCCCAAACUUUGCCUUUUCUCAUGUUUCAAACCAACCUCAGUCAGCAUUUUUCCCAUUUAUCCAGCCUCUUUGCGCCUUAUGUUAUCUUUCUUGUUCUGUAGUUUUUCUACCUUUUUAAACCAGGUCUGUGUUAUCUUGUCAAGGACUUGGUUUGCUGUUAUCACUCAACCACUGCCAGCGGAGCUGUGAAAGCUAGCAGGGUUGAGUAAAUGUUUCCUCCCUCCAGUUGCCUUGAUCCCAAAGGGCCCCAGUGGAGGUGCUGAGAUGGGUGAUGGUGGAGGUGUAGAAAAGGGGAGAGGAAAGUAUGUGGAGCUGAGCUAUGUUUGCCCCUUGUUUAUUUAAUAGAAAAUUUGGCAAUGGCAGAGCAUAUCAUACACCAUACAGGGCUGCUCCCAACAGGCUGUGUGUACGCCAUGAUUCAUGGGUGUGACAGUAAGCUCUCUCUGGUGCUCUGUGUUAGGGGUGUCCAGAGUCCAGUGCGCACUGACGAGGCAUAGUGGUGCUUGUCAGUGCGUACAUUUUUAUCCCUAGAUGAGCCUCAACUAGGUUCUACUGACACGAACAAAAGGGCAUAGAUGAGAUGCCACAAGCAAAGGUAAUUCUACGGCUCGUGUUGUACUCUUUUUACUGGUGCCAAGCCUUGGUUCUAUGCAUUCCAACAUUCUCACUCCCACUAUAAAAACCUCAUACACUAUAUAUACAAAAGUAUGUGGACACUCCUUCAGAUUAGUGGAUUCGGCUAUUUCAGCUACACCUGUGGUGUAUAAAAGUGAGCACACAGUCAUGCAAUGUCAAUAGACAAACAUUGGCAGUAGAAUGGCCUUACUGAAGAGCUCAGUGACUUUUAACAUGGCACCGUCAUAGGAUGCCACCUUUUAAACAAGUCAGUUAGUCAACUUUCUGCCCUGCUAGAGCUGCCCCGGUUAACUGUAAGUGCUGUUAUUGUGAAGUGGAAACGUCUGGAAGCAACAAUAGCCCAGCCGCGAAGUGGUAGGCCACACAAGCUCACAGAACGGGACCACCGAGUGCUGAAGUGUGUAAAAAUCCUCUGUCCUCGGUUGCAACACUCACUACCGAGUUCCAAACUACCUCUGGAAGCAAUGUCAGCACAAGAACUGUUCGUCUGGAACUUCAUGAAACGGGUUUUCAUUGGCCGAGCAGCCGCACACAAGCCAAAGAUCACCAUGGGCAAUGCCAAGCGUCAGCUGAAGUGGUGUAAAGCUCGCUGCCAUUGGACUCUGGAGCAGUGGAAACGCGUUCUCUGGCGUGAUGAAUCACGCAUCACAAUCUGGCAGUCCGACUGAAGGAUUUGGGUUUGGCGGAUGCCAGGAGAACACUACCUGCCCGAAUGCAAGGUGCCAACUGUAAAGUUUGGUAGAGGAGGAAUAAUGGUCUAGGGCUGUUUUUCAUAGUUCGGCCUAUGCGCCUUAGUUACAGUGAAGGGACAUCUUAACGCUACAGUAUACAAUGACAUUCUAAACAAUUCUGUGCUUCCAACUUUGUGGCAACAGUUUGGGGAAGACCCUUUCCUGUUUCAGCAUGACAACGCGCCCGUGAACAAAGCGAAGUCCAUACAGAAAUGGUUUGUUGAGAUUGGUGUGGAAGAACUUGACUGGCCUGAACAGAGCCCUGUUCUCAACCCCAAUCGAACACUUUUGGAAUGAAUUGGAACGUCGACUGGGAGCCAGGCCGAAUCGCCCAACCACAGUGCUGAACCUCACUAAUGCUCUUGUGGCUGAAUGGAAGCAAGUCCCCGCAACAAUUUUCCAACAUCUAGUGGAAAGCCUUCCCAGAAGAGUGGAGGCUGUUAUGGCAGCAAAAAGGGGGGGCAACUCCAUAUUAAUCGUCAUGAUUUUAGAAUAAAAUAUUCGACAAGCAGCUGUCCACAUACUUUUGGUCAUGUAGUGUAAAUCAACAGCACUGACAGUUUGCAAUGACUCAGAACCCUCCCUUAGAUCUGCUUCAAAGCUACAUAUAUAUAACACUUCUCUCCAACAUUCUAUUUUCUUUGCAAAUUUAACCUGAUGUCUCAAUCAAAGACUAGGAUAGGCUCUAAGAGUAAUGUCCUAACUAAAGUCCACGAGAAACCAGUUUAUACAUGCAAUGAAGCAACUUCAGAUGUUGAUGUUGUAUGGCAAAUAAAAUCAAUCAACCAAUUGUAUGUAGUGGCCAGAAUGUGUGUGUCUGAAUUACUUCUCUUAAAACGGUGAGAACAAAGAUGAUUGACUGAUUUUAGUUAUCUACUAAGAAACUAGCUUUUGUUGUAUUUUGGUGUUUGAUUUUUAACUAAAAUAUUAAUUUGUUUUCUUUCAAAGAUACUCUCAGGCCCUUUCUGAAGAUGCUGCAUGAGAUUUUAUUGAUUUCUAAGAAUGAUUUCUAUUCCAUUUUUACCAUUUUGAUUUUUAUAUAGCCUCUGCUCUCCCUAAUGUGGGGUUUGUUUCAUGAAUUAAAUUACUAUUACCAAACCGAAACAUUUCAAGAAAGUUUAAGUAUGUCAUAUUUCAUAUAAAAACCCAUAUUUUCUAAUGUCCUUGGUUUUGUAUAGGAUUUUCUGACCUUGUGUAUAAAUGUAUGAUAUGGCAGCUCGUGUUGAGUUUUAUCUGUGAAUAAAUUAGGUUUCUUCUUAUUGCUGACA
Molecule: messenger RNA, 9414 nt
Organism: Oncorhynchus keta (chum salmon)
Lineage: Eukaryota; Metazoa; Chordata; Actinopteri; Salmoniformes; Salmonidae
Product: kinesin-like protein KIF26A
Exons: 16
Coding region: 194-6241 (2015 amino acids)
Biological process (GO): microtubule-based movement
Molecular function (GO): microtubule binding; microtubule motor activity; ATP binding
Source: RefSeq, a predicted model, not a curated record